Messenger RNA from Capronia epimyces CBS 606.96, 1692 nucleotides. RefSeq lists its product as uncharacterized. The transcript has 14 exons. Gene Ontology annotation, biological process: transmembrane transport; nucleobase transport. The coding region runs from base 1 to 1692 and encodes 563 amino acids. NCBI's taxonomy places the organism in Eukaryota, Fungi, Ascomycota, Eurotiomycetes, Chaetothyriales, Herpotrichiellaceae. The record is from RefSeq and is a predicted model, not a curated record. Gene Ontology annotation, cellular component: plasma membrane. Gene Ontology annotation, molecular function: nucleobase transmembrane transporter activity.
AUGCCCGAUAUCGAUCCACAGCCGUCCUCCGGCGCACGGAGAAGGCUUCAAGGCGCCUGGGCAAGAAUUCUCAUCCAGCAAGAGAACAGUGGCGAACCAGGGACAGGCACAGGCAUAGGCACAGGAUCAGAAACUCGACGGAGCCGAUACCUCAGCAGCCCCGAUCUGGCGCCCGUCCAUCCUAGCAGGCGCACUUGGAAGCCGAUCAACUUCAUCACCUUCUGGGCUUCAGCGUCAUUCAAUGUCAACACCUGGCAGCUUGCAGGGAGUUUCGUGGAGAGCGGGUUGGCAUGGUGGCACGCCUGGCUUUGUAUCUGGAUCGCCUAUCUCGUCACCGGCCUUCUGAUUGCCGCCGGUGGCCACCCGGGAGCCAAGUUCUCUGUGCCCUUUCCCGUGGCGAUCCGCUCCGCCUUUGGUGUCUACGGCGCUGUAUGGCCAGUCUUCAAUCGUAUCAUCCUCGCCAUCAUCUGGUAUUCGGUUCAGAGCUGGAUUGGAGGAGAAUGCGUCUACCUCAUGCUGCGCGCCAUUUGGCCAUCGAUCGCUCAUCUCCCGAACCAUAUCGCGGCCUCGAUGCAGACCGACUCGGGCCACAUGCUGGCCUUUUUCGUCUUCUGCUUCUUCCAACUGUUCGCCCUGUGGUUGCCCAUCGAGAAGACCAGGCAUCUGUACUCGGUCAAAGCCAUUGCUGCCAUUAUUGCAGGCGUGCUCUUUGCCGUGUGGGUUGCUCUUAAAGCUGGACGUGGACCUGGCUUGGUAAUGACUGGCAAGUCCUCCAUCCACGGUGCUUCUCUGUUCUGGGCGCUCCUAUCGGCCUUCAUGUCGUCAUUGAAUAAUUGGAGCACAUUCAUUCUGAACGACUCGGACUUUUCGCGAUUCGCCCGCAAACCGUCGGACGCGAUCUGGUCGCAGAUGGUGGCGCUCCCACUGUGUUUCAGCCUGACCUCGCUCAUCGGAUUGGUCGUCUCGAGUUGCAGUGCAAACAUUUAUGGUGCUCCGCUGUGGAAUCCUUUGGAUGUCCUGAGUCGUUUUCUCGACAGUCAGCCUUCCUCGUCGUCCCGAGCCGGGGUGUUUUUCCUCGGGCUGGUUUUCGCAUACGCCCAAGGGUUGACCAAUCUAGCCUGUGCGAACUCGGCAGGAAGUGAUCUGACGGCCUUGUUCUCUCGAGUCAUCAACAUUAGACGAGGAGGAUAUCUCACUGCAGCCUUGUCUCUCUGCUGCAUGCCAUGGCUACUCUUGUCCAGCAGCAACAACUUCUUGAGCUAUGUCAACUCGUAUAGCGUUUUCAUCUCGGCUUUCGUGGGCCCGUAUUUCUGUGAUUACUUCAUUAUCCGCAGAACCCGACUCGCCAUUCCAGAACUCUAUUCCGGUGCUCACGACGGCUUGUACUGGGGAUGGAAGGGAUUCGGAGUCAAUGGAUGCUUGGCUUACUUAUCAGGAGUGGCGUUCAACAUAGUAGGAUUUGUGGGCGCGAUCGGAGCCUCCGUCCCCGCCGGCGCUGACUACCUCUUUCGAUUCAAUUUUAUAGGAGGCUUCUUGGUCAGCGCCACCGCGUAUUACUGCUUGAGUGUCUUUGGCCCGUUCAGGAUCAGCAAGCCUGCGAUAUCCCCACGCAGCUCGACCUCUGGUUCAGGAGCAAUGGAAGUCCCUGAUGUUCACGACAUCAAGCUCUUUUCACACAGUGCCUCGGUCUAA